AUGCGUUCACACGCAAUAUGCAUAGCAGCUUGUCUGCUUCAAUUUUCUCCUGCUGCCGUUGCCAAACCCCUCGGUACCACCCAAUCGAGCCUGCAAGUGCCAUUGGAGGACCUGGAUACUACACACCAUCAGCAUGUUGCCUCCAAACGUCUGCAUGGUAGAUUCUUGCACAUUACAGAUUUACAUCAAGAUCCUCACUACAAAGUAUUCUCUUCCACCGACGAAGAUGAUGCCUGCCAUAGAGGCAAAGGAACUGCUGGAACAUAUGGCGCAGAGACCUCGGAUUGCGAUACACCUCCUACCCUUAUAGAUGCGACUUUUAAAUGGAUAAAGGAAAAUGUGAGGGAUAACGUGGAUUUUGUUGUAUGGACAGGGGACAGUGCACGACAUGAUAGCGACGAAAAGAUUCCUAGAGUUCAAGAUGAGGUCCUCGAUACGAAUAGAAAGAUCGCGGAUAAAUUCCUAGAGACGUUUGGCGAUGGGCACGAUUUAUCGAUUCCGGUUAUAUCAACAUUUGGCAACAACGAUAUCCUUCCACAUAACAUUUUACUUUCGGGUCCGAAUAAAUGGUUGAAGACGUAUACAGAUAUAUGGGAUAAAUUCAUACCAGAAGAACAGAGACACGGGUUUGAACGGGGAGGAUGGUAUUAUGUCGAGGUUAUUCCUAAGAAAUUGGCCGUCUUCAGUCUUAAUACUCUAUACUUUUUUAGCCACAAUGCCGCUGUGGAUGGUUGCGCAUUGCGCUCAGAACCCGGAUACGAACAUAUGGAAUGGCUUCGAAUUCAACUACAAUUUAUGCGCGACCGCGGGAUGAAAGUUAUCCUCACUGGGCAUGUACCACCUGCUCGAACAGACAGCAAAUCACUUUGGGACGAAACUUGUUGGCAAAAAUAUACCUUGUGGCUCCAACAGUAUCGGGAUAUUAUUAUCGGAGGUUUAUUUGGGCACAUGAACAUUGAUCAUUUCAUGAUACACGACACUAAAGAUAUUGAUCUCUUAUUAUUUGAGGGCAAAUCUGUUGCGCCUCCUCGCGCGCUAAUGGAAGAUGAGUUUACAAUUUCAUCUGCUGGAGAUUACUUGGGCGAUCUUCGAGAAGAUUGGUCUGGAUUACCUAAUCCAAAACACCUACCGAUUGUCAUGGACACUGACGAGGAAGAACUGGACUACUCAGAACCAAACAAAGAUCCCAAGAAAAAUAAAAAGAGUAAGAAAGACAAGAAGAGAGACAAAAAGAAGAAAGAGCUCAAGAAGUUUGGAGGCCCAUGGGGUGAAAGAUUUGUGGUAACACACGUUGGACCGAGUAUUGUGCCCAAUUAUUUUCCUACUCUUCGGAUCAUCGAGUACAAUAUCACAGGGUUGGACGAUGUGCCGAGGUGGUCCAAUUCAGUUGUGAAUAAUGUCGAGCAAAUUGAUUGGCUUGAUCAAGAAGAAGAAGAUCUAUUCAACGUCGAUGCCGGUGAAGAUUCGAAUUACGCAGACAAUCGCGAUGUUUCUACCGAGAAAAAGAAGAAGCACCAGAAAGACAAGAAGAAGUUCAAAAACCCGACGCCGUCCAACCCAGGAUUCAUAAUUCCGUCCCCUCCUUCAAAAGAUGCGCCUCCGGGACCGGCAUAUUCUCCUCAAAGUCUAACGUUACUUGGGUAUACUCAAUAUUUUGCUAAUUUGACCUACAUCAACAAUCUUGAAUUGAAAUCAGAGGGUUCUAACGAUGAGAUUGACGUGGACAAAUGGCGUAAGGGUAAACAUGGCGGAAAGGUUCCAAAGGACGAUGACCCAAACCCACACGCCUUUCAUUAUCAAGUCGAGUAUGACACUUUCACGGAUCCAAUUUAUAAGUUGAAAGAUAUGACAGUCAAAAACUAUCUCAAGCUGGCUCAUAGGAUUGGCAAGUAUAAGCCACAAAAGGGGGAUCGUGUUAAGGAUGGAGAGAUUCUGGAAGAAUCAAAUGUCUACAAAGAUGAUGAGGGCAGUGAGAACGAUGACAAGAAACAAAUUUCUAUCUCGGAGAACGAAACCAUUGAAGAUACCGAGGAUCAUGAUAUCGAUGCAGAAAAGAAGAAGAAAAAGAAGCACCAUCGCAAAGAGAAGAAUAGAGUUUGGCUCAGCUUCGUUCAGCGUGCUUUUGUCGGUACAAUAGAUGAGGACGAUAUCAAAUCCUUUGAUGAUGGGUUGGAGGAGCAUGUUCAAGAACCGCUGGUUCCUGUUCCAGAAAAUGGAGAAGGGCAUAGUUUGGAAUUGUAA
This is a messenger RNA of Botrytis sinoallii, 2241 nucleotides long. RefSeq lists its product as uncharacterized. Gene Ontology annotation, biological process: polyphosphate catabolic process. Gene Ontology annotation, molecular function: exopolyphosphatase activity; endopolyphosphatase activity. The record is from RefSeq and is a predicted model, not a curated record. Bases 1 to 2241 code for a protein of 746 amino acids. The transcript has 3 exons. NCBI's taxonomy places the organism in Eukaryota, Fungi, Ascomycota, Leotiomycetes, Helotiales, Sclerotiniaceae. Gene Ontology annotation, cellular component: membrane; fungal-type vacuole.